Sorex fumeus (smoky shrew) is the source of this 960-nucleotide messenger RNA. Its product is annotated as olfactory receptor 5A1-like. The record is from RefSeq and is a predicted model, not a curated record. Lineage: Eukaryota; Metazoa; Chordata; Mammalia; Eulipotyphla; Soricidae. Gene Ontology annotation, cellular component: membrane. Bases 1 to 960 code for a protein of 319 amino acids. Gene Ontology annotation, molecular function: odorant binding; olfactory receptor activity; G protein-coupled receptor activity. Gene Ontology annotation, biological process: sensory perception of smell; G protein-coupled receptor signaling pathway. The transcript has a single exon.
AUGGAACCAAGCAUCUCUAUGGAAGGAAAUAGAAAUUACUCUUCAGUCGUCAUGUUUGUUUUCCUGGGACUCACAGAUGACAAAGAGCUACAGCUUGUUCUCUUUCCUAUCUUUGUAGGGAUCUACCUGGUGACCUUAGUCUGGAACCUGGAUCUGAUCAUCCUAAUCAGGAUGGACUCCCACUUGCACACACCCAUGUACUUUUUUCUUAGCGUCUUGUCAUCAAUAGACAUCUGCUUUACUUCUUCCAUCAGUCCCAGGAUGCUUUCAGAUUUCUUCAAAGAGGAAAAAACAAUUUCUUUCACUGCCUGUGCUACCCAAUAUUUUGUGGCAGCUUGGAUGGGUCAGGCUGAGUACUGCCUCUUGGCCGCCAUGGCCUAUGACAGAUACGUUGCCAUUGGUAACCCUCUGCAGUACUCAGCCAUCAUGGCACCUGGGCUCUGUCAGAAGAUGGUGGCUGGGGUCCUUGGAACUGGUUUCCUCUGUAGCUUACUUGAAAGUGUCCCCUGUUUUAAUAUGUCUUUCUGUGGGCCAAAUGUUAUCCAACAUUUCUGCUGUAACAUAUCUGAGAUUAUUCUCUUGUCUUGCUCUAGUCCCUUCAUCACCCAAAUCAUCCUUUUCCUUGCAGCCAUAUUGGUUGGAUUUGGCUCCUUGCUCAUUAUCCUAUUGUCUUAUGGUUUUAUUGCAGCCUCCAUCUUGAAAAUAUCCUCAGGGAAAGGGAGUGCCAAGGCAUUUAACACCUGUGCCUCCCACCUGGCAGUUGUGACCCUCUUCUAUGGCACAGCCUUAGCAGUGUACAUGCGGCCUAGUUCUGGCCACACUGAGAAGCAGAACAAGGUGCUGUCAGUGUUCUAUAUUAUCGUCAUCCCCAUGUUAAACCCUCUCAUCUACAGUCUAAGGAACAGGGAGAUCAAAGAGGCCCUCAAGAGGGUGAUAAAGAAGGCUACAUUCUUUCCUUAG